Messenger RNA from Cokeromyces recurvatus, 1154 nucleotides. Its product is annotated as ClpP/crotonase-like domain-containing protein. Gene Ontology annotation, cellular component: mitochondrion. Gene Ontology annotation, molecular function: enoyl-CoA hydratase activity. Gene Ontology annotation, biological process: fatty acid beta-oxidation. The transcript has 8 exons. NCBI's taxonomy places the organism in Eukaryota, Fungi, Mucoromycota, Mucoromycetes, Mucorales, Mucoraceae. The coding region runs from base 145 to 1044 and encodes 299 amino acids. The record is from RefSeq and is a predicted model, not a curated record.
UUUUUUUUUUUUAUUGCAGGAGAUAUGACAAAGAGUCAAGUUCUUCUCCGUUCUAAAAACUUUCCCAUUAUGAAUAUAUAUAAAGUGAACAGUAUAUAAUUUUUUUCUCUCUCUCUUUUUCUUUUUUUUACAACAAUUCCACACAUGCUUAAAAACUUCAUUAGCCCUUGCAUCAUCAGACCUUUAUCUGCUAAUAGGUCGAUUACCAAAAGAGCUUUUUCUACUACUUUUGUUAAAAGACAGGAGAUUACUAGUUCUAGCAACAGUAAACAGUAUGAAUUUAUUCUUACAGAGACAAGAGGUCAAGUUGGCCUUAUCACUUUGAAUCGUCCAAAGGCAUUAAAUGCUUUAUGCAGUGAUUUGUUUACUGAAAUUAAUGAUGCUCUUCGCUCUUAUGACAAAAAUGAUGGCAUUGGUGCUGUUGUCCUUACGGGCUCAAAGAAGGCAUUUGCUGCCGGAGCUGAUAUUAAGGAAAUGAAGGAUAACACUUUUGUUGAUACUUACAAGAAUAACUUCUUGGGUCAUUGGGCUGAAAUGACAGAAAUUAAAAAACCUAUUAUUGCUGCUGUUAAUGGUUAUGCUUUGGGUGGUGGUUGUGAAUUAGCUAUGAUGUGUGAUAUUAUUUAUGCCGGUGAUAAAGCUGUCUUUGGUCAACCUGAGAUUAAGUUAGGUAUCAUUCCUGGCGCAGGUGGUACACAACGUCUUGUAAAAGCUGUUGGUAAAUCUAAGGCAAUGGAAAUGAUUUUGACUGGUAAUGUUAAUUUAAAUGCUGCCGAGGCUCUUAACUUGGGUCUUGUCAGUAAGGUUAUUCCCGCUGAUGAACUUGUUGAUGAAGCUAUCAAGACUGCCUCUGUUAUUGCCAGUAUGAGCCAACCUUCUGUUCAAAUGGCUAAAGAAGCUAUAAACAAAUCUUUUGAGGUUUCUCUUAGUGCUGGUUUACGUUGGGAACGUGUCUUGUUUCAAGCUCUCUUUGGAACUGCUGACCAAAAAGAAGGCAUGUCCGCUUUUGUUGAAAAGAGAGCUGCUAACUUUACUCAUAAAUAAGCUUCAAUAUUCUAUUCUCAAACCUUCUUUUAUCUUUUAUUCCUUCCCUAUUGAUGAAUUGAAAAAAAAAGGGGGGAUAAUACAAUAAUAAAAAGUUCUUCGAUUGGUAA